AUUGUGUGACGCACGGGAUUCAAAGUUGGCAGCAACGUUUCUGUGCGGACUCCUGAUCUUUUGGACUAAAGCUUUUGACAAACACGUUAAAAAGAAAACGUUUUUGUGUCUCCAUGUUUUUAAAGGAUUAAACUGGGUUGUUGGUGACAGAAUGGAAGGUAACGUUAUCGGACCGGGUCCAUACAGGGCGACGAAGCUGUGGAAUGAAACCAUUAAGCUCUUCCGUGGCGGCAUGCCGCUGAAAAGGCACUGGGCAAAUUUCCGCUACUACGACUGCAGCUUCACGGGGUCCGAGGCUGUCGAUUAUUUACACGAGUUGCUGAGGUACAAUUACAACUUUGGACCUGAGGUGACUCGCUACCAGACCCUGCAGCUGCUCAGGAAGUUCCUCAAGGCCCAUGUCAUUGAAGACAUCAAAGGACGUCACGGGACGGAGGACUUUGAAGACAACGGCCAUCUGUACAGGUUCCCCACACUGUCUCCCCUCAAGUCUUUUCCAACGAGACCUUUGUUAAGAGACAGCAGGGACCUGCCCAGACUCAUCCGCUGGGAUGACUACGAAGAGCUGCCUCAGCAGGAAAACAUUGCCCCCGUGAAGUCUGCUGUCAUGACAUCAGAUUUGUGGAAUAAAAGGCACAGUGUAGCCAUUGGAGAUGUUAAUGAAUGCAAGCUCAUACGCAGGAAGGAGAUAACUUCAAAACAAGUGGAUCACAUCUGGAAAUCAAUGACCGUUGCGCAUUUACAGAGAGUCCUGGGCCUAAAGACUUUGGAUGGAGUUUUAAAUCCGGCGCACGUGAACGGCAAGCACAUUGUCCACAAUGUGUUCAAUGUUAAUAAAACGGGCAUAGUCGUAUUGGAGAACAGAGCAGAGGACAUGCCCUACUGGGUGGUAUCGGCAAUGAAAUGCCUCGCAAAAUGGCCUAAUGGCAAUGAAACCAAACAACCAGUCUACCCAGGUUUUGAGAGGGAUGUUCUGAGAACAGUAGCAGACUACUUUCAGAGACUCAAAGAGCCUCUCCUGACUUUCCAUCUAUAUGAAGUUUUUGUCAACAUUCUCAGUCUGCUACAGGACCAGGAGGUAGCUACUGAGGCUCUUCAAGUCAGCAGUCUCCUCCUUCCACCACCUAACCGAAGACGCCUCCAGCUUUUAUUGCGCCUCAUGGCUCGGGUCUGCCAGAAUCCCCACCUCCCUCCACUUAAUGACACCAUUACCACACGCACUCUGAUGGUGCAGAUGUUCUCUCAGUGCGUUCUGGGUUCAGCGGAUGACCUGGACUUGGACGAGUUACUUGCCACCAAACUGGUGACCUUUAUGAUGGAACACCACAACACUAUUUUCCAAGUGCCGACCAAGCUGCGUAGCCAAGUUGACGAGCACCUGUCCCACCUCAAAAGAGCUCAGAUUAAGUAUGAGGGUUCAGACACAGAUUUCAGCGCAUCUCCAGCUUUUUGUAAACAGAUCCGUCGGGUGGAGUGUGAGGAGCAGAAGGUGAUAGGUACUCAGAUCCCCCUCCAGCAGUUGCUGGAAGGCCUGAUUGCAGACAAGGAACUGCCUGCUAAGGACAAGAAGAAAAGACUCAAACAGUUCCAGAAGUCCUACCCAGAAGUCUACCACAGCCGGUUUCCCACCGAGGAAAGCAGAGCAGCGGCCUUACCUGAGAACACGCCGCGUGUCAAACCUCAUCUCAUGUUCUUCAACCUGAAGAAACCCUUCCAGCCUUUUCAGAGAAGCUGGAGUUUCAGGGCAUGAUCUGCCGUAAACACAUCUCGACCUCGGAGCCACAAGACAAGUGGUGCUCCUUACACUAUUCGGGUUCUCUUUGAGUUAGUUUUGAACAAAAGAUGAAUCAAUCGUCGUAGCACUGUAAAACCGAGGUAAUUACAUAAUAAUUAUACGAGAUUUCCUACUUAGCAAUACAAGGUAAAUGGUCUUGUGUUUCUAUAGUGCUUUUCUACCUAUGGUACUCAAAGUACUUUACAGACACAUCUACACAUUAGCCAUUCAUUCACACAUUCACACACCACUAAGAACUGAAAGCAACUUCAGUGUCGUGCUGCUUAUGCAAAGUUUGACGUAAAUGCUGUAUUCUAUGAACGUGGCUGAAUGGCGGCCGAACCGACCCGUCUCCUAGAAAACUUGAAGUAUAGAAAACGAUGAUCCACUAACGACAAGGACGUUGUUUCUGAAUAGUGUAGUCACUGUGUUUAAAAAGGUCUAAAAGGCAGAAUUAAAAGUAGCUCAAUCAAAUGAAUUUCAAAAGUAUUAACAUGUUUGUUAGAUGUUAACAUCUUAAGUUGUUUAUGAUCAAAAUACAUGAUGCUCUUAGGAGAUACCAACAGUUACACUUGUCAGAAAUAUUCUGAUGCAUUUCUUGGUCUUAAUUUACUGACAUUCAAUCAGGUAAUAUGUCGUGACUUGAACUCUAAUGUGUAAUGCAUUUCAUUUUUCUGGAACGGUCACAUUUAAUUUAAAAAGCCUUUCCUUUUUUUUGAUGAAUUAAGAAAUGUCACUGAACGUAUUAAGGACGUGUCUAUAAAGGGAAUAUAUGUGUCGCAUUCACAUAACUGAGAGGCUUUGCCUGAGCUUCUGCUGAUUAUUGUAACUACACAAAUCUUCACCAAUGAGGGAAUAAUUUGUAUGUAUAUGUAUGAAUUGUCACAUCCCUAAUCUAUCUGCACUGUUCAAACUACUCAUUUCACAUUUUACUUGUGGGUUUUAUUCUGUAUAUAUGAAAUAUUUUCUUCAAUGGUACCUAUUUCAAUGUCAUCGUUUUCACUGUAUUUUGUCAUUUUCUAUUGUCAAUCAGUGUCAGUUGUAUUUCACUUAAUUUGAGACUUAAAAUGUUUUUAUUUUUUAUGAUGAUAACUGCUGAUGUUUAUGUACGGAUUAAUGCUCUUAAACAAAUGCUGGAAUUACUGUUACACUUGAAUUGCUGCUGUGCUAGGGGUGGGGAGGGAAUCGGUAGGAUAAAAGUGAAUUCAUGCUGAUCUUCCUAUAAAAAUUCUAAGUGUCUACUUUUUUUCGUCUUAAUUUUAAUGGCUCAUAGCCAGUGUGAUGUCAUUUUUGGUUCAGUACUUCAAAACAGUUCUAAAUGAAUACUACUGGAGCAUAUCAAACAUGCAGAUUAUAAUGGUGAAGCUGUGCAAGACCCUGAUUAUUGCUUUAAUGCAGCAUUUAAUGGACCAGAUGUUUUAUUUCCCCAUAAAAAUCAUUGUUGAGUUCUUCAUCAUUAAGUAUUGUACAUUUGCAUUUUUGCUCAUGCUAAUGCUUGAAAAUAAAGUGUGAUACAGUCGGCUUUUCUAAA
Molecule: messenger RNA, 3305 nt
Organism: Mugil cephalus (flathead mullet)
Lineage: Eukaryota; Metazoa; Chordata; Actinopteri; Mugiliformes; Mugilidae
Product: DEP domain-containing protein 1B-like
Exons: 11
Coding region: 152-1750 (532 amino acids)
Biological process (GO): intracellular signal transduction
Source: RefSeq, a predicted model, not a curated record